GCGCGGCUGCUGUCAGUCAGACAAAGACAGUCAGUCAGUCAGUCAGGGCGAGUCUUCCUCACAACAUCACAUAAAAUAUCAUCUUCAUCACCUGACAGAGCGCAUUAAAUGAUCUGCUGCGCUGAGAUAUUGUGUAUUUUCCUCAUUCCAGAAUGUCUCACUACACAGAUGAGCCACGCUUCACCAUCGAACAGAUCGACCUGCUCCAGAGACUGCGGCGUACAGGUAUGACCAAACCUGAGAUAGUGCACGCCCUGGACACCCUGGAGCGACUCGACCGCGAGCACGGGGACAAAUUCGGCCGGCGCGGCCCGUCGGACUCCAACGCCACCAACAGCACCACCUCCAGCACUACACCCACCUCAAAUAACGCUAGCAGCGCUACUAUGGCAACUUCCUCCACCACUUCCACAGCGACGCAGACGCAGUUCCAUGGCAACUUAUCGCCGUCGCCCAACAACAGUUACGCCACGUCUCCACCUGCGGUCUUACCCUCGCCUGUCUCUCUGGUUGCCAUGGUGCAGAAUGGGCGGGACGCUUUGGCAGCCACACCCAAUGGGAAACUAUCACCGAACCGUUGCCCGGUAAACAGUGCGGCGGCAAUGAGGUCGUACGGGCUGGAGGGGUCAGAGGAGGACCUGGAUAUAGACGACAAGGUGGAGGAGCUCAUGAGGCGGGACAGUACCCUGGUGAAAGAGGAAAUCAAAGCCUUUCUGGGCAACAGACGCAUCUCACAGGCUGUGGUGGCUCAGGUCACAGGCAUCAGUCAGAGCAGAAUCUCUCACUGGCUCCUCCAGCAGGGCUCAGAUCUCAGCGAACAGAAGAAACGAGCUUUCUACCGCUGGUACCAGCUUGAGAAGACCACGCCAGGUGCCACACUAAAUAUGCGACCCACCCCUGUAUCUCUGGAUGAGAUGGAGUGGCGUCAGACUCCGCCCCCCAUAAGCUCCACCCCUGGAAGCUUCCGUCUGCGCAGAGGCAGUCGGUUCACCUGGAGGAAGGAAUGUCUCGCUGUGAUGGAGAGUUAUUUCAGUGAUAAUCAGUAUCCAGAUGAAGCCAAAAGAGAGGAGAUCGCCAACGCCUGCAAUGCUGUUAUUCAGAAACCAGGAAAGAAGUUGUCUGACUUGGAAAGAGUCACGUCCUUAAAAGUGUACAACUGGUUUGCCAAUCGACGCAAAGAGAUCAAGAGGAGGGCCAAUAUUGGGUCUUUUUUCCAAGAAGCCACAAUUCUGGAAAGCCACGGGAUAGAUGUGCAGAGUCCUGGAGGACACUCCAACAGUGACGACGUUGACGCCAACGACUACAAUGAGCAGGGUUGUGAUGUUACCUAUUUUGAAAAGAGAAGUGUGAACAGACCUUUUGGUUACUACCGUCUGGAGCCCACCUCACCAACACAGGAUGACGCCGGUAAUCACGCAGACCACCAGGACCCCAUCUCUCUCGCCGUGGAGAUGGCAGCUGUCAAUCACAGCAUCCUCGCCCUGUCCCGUCCAGGAGGCGUGGCCAGUGAAAUCAAAACAGAGGCACUGGAUGACGACUGAGGAAGACCGCAGGACGAUGAGAAUCAACGUGUGGAUGAUUGCAGACGUGUUCAUGGGGCAAUGACCAAAUCAGCGCUCUGUCUCAAGCUUUUAGAUUCUAAUAACGCCUGCCAUCGACACUCCUGCUGAACCACUACACAAACCCAGAGUACAGGACAAGUGGACGGUUGUUCCACCAUGUUGGUCCAUCACCUACGCCUCUUAUUUAAGCCUCCCGAACCCUUGCAGAGAAGCUGACCCAAACCUCAUACCUCAUUCCAGUUCCAGUAACUCGUAUAAUGUUCGUGUGCUUCCUGUCUCUGUGCUCCAGUAACUCUCAUCCCCUCGUUCUCACGGAUAAGCUCAAGGCAGAUCGUUUAGGAGAGAGGUGAGUCUGAUAGCAAAAUGUGCAGAGACGUUUUCAGACGGCAAAGCUGUACUUUAUUUCCGCUCUGGAUCAAUGAUGAACUCUUCCAUUCCCACUACAGAUGUUCUCAGUUAACUGGUUUAAUGUUUCUGCUUUAUUUUUGUAUGGUAUUUCAUCAAGCAGCAAUUGGGUGAAUCUCAUGAAAACUGUCUACACAUUUCACCACAAAUGAAAGGGAGAGAAAAAAUAUAUAUAGCAAAGAAAAAAACAAUGUUUUGAGGACAGCUAAGAUCAUUUUUUGCAUAUUUUAAAACAAAUUUUCCUCUCAAAAUUUUCAUUACUGGAAUCAGGGCUUGACAUCAACACCCGCCAACAUGCCAAGUGCGGGUGUAUUUCAGCAGGGGCGUGUAACGCAGUCAUUCCUGCGGGUUGAAUUUUAUAUAUAAUAUAUACAUUUUUCAAUUGUAGUCUUUUAAAAAGGCAUCUGAAAUAAUGAACUAAGUCUAAUGUAGUGUUGUCAAAAAUAUCGAUUUUUCGAUACAUAUCAAUAUUGAAAUAUCUGAUCACUUCCAAUACUUAUUUUCCUCAGAAUAGAUACACAAUACCAGCUGCUCUUUCUCUCUCUGACAGUGAGUCGACACACAAACCUGCCUCAUUUCAUUUGCUCCAGAUGAAUAUUCUUGGUGUUACAGGGCUUGAAUUUUAGCGUGGGAUUGUGCAUAAUUUUACCCAUUCCCACAGACCAAAGUGCGGCACAUGAAGCCGCCUCUCACUACUAAAUUUAGUUAUUUUUCACUGCUUAUUACACUUAAACAGUCAAAUACACACAAAAUAAUGUCAAAAUGCCGGUCUUGGCGAGUAUUCAUGUAAACACAAUCGGUUGAGAAAGAAAACGCAUGUGUAACAGUAUAAUGGAUCAGUGCAUCAGGUCUUAAAGUGACAGCAGCCUAAUAUACCUGCUGCCAAAUUAUGAGAUAAUAUUCAAAAUAUUUAUACGGCAGUGUUUCCCCAUGGUAUCAAAGACAAAAUUGUCCAGUGAAAAUGCUGAGUAACUUUGGGAAACCACUAGCCACAGUGGCUGGUGAGCAAAAAAGUUCAUGUCAAGCCCUGUCUGUAAUGCAGGAAAAAUAUUUCAAUUGAAAAAAAAAUAUGGUAAAAAUAAUAAUAAAUUAAAAAUAAUAAAACAAUUUUGUUGGAAAAUAUGCAGAAUUGCAAAAAUGUAUGAUUUUCAUUUUGAUUUGCAGGUGAGUUUUUUUUUUGUGAAAUUCACCCAACUGCAUUAUACUGUACUUUCAUGAGCAAAGGGGGAAAACUGAAUUAUAAUCAUAGUAAAACUUGAAAGAUGUGGUUACAUAACCGCCAAAGCGCAAGUUAUUCUGUGCAAAAGCUAAAGUCUCCUAGACUCUAAAUGAACCUGCAAAGAGAGACUUCCUUCAGCUUCCUUUAUUUUAAACCGUUCAAUGUCUAGCAUUACCCACAGUCAAUUAAUGCAUUAUUCUUAUGUUUGUAUUUAUUUAACUUUUAUGUUUUUAUUAACGUGCAAUUCACUCAAAGAGUCGAGACCGAAGCAUCUGUUCUCAUUGUGUUUGGAUAUUUAGAUUUAAAGAUGUCAACGUGAAAUAUCAUUCCUCUAAAAAUUGUUGGCUCAGGGCGACAGCAGUCAGAACUCCCCAUUGCAUAAUGGUGCUGCGUCCUCAAGGCUUUAUUAUUAUUAUUGUGAAAUGACAUCAGAAUUUCACAGUGUUCGAAAGAGACUGACUAAUAAAUGUUUCCUCUGCUGCCACAGAGAUUCUGAGAGUCUGAACUCUCACCUAACAUAAGCUUGGUUCCAAAAUGUAGCUUAAUGUAUUCAGAAAAGGUUCUAAAAGAACUUUAUUCACUCGCUGGGCUUCAUUCAUUUUAUAAAAAGCGAGCAGAACAAAUAUUCGUAGAACAAUUCUUGCGUAAAUUAUCUGCAACAGUUUUAAAGUCAAUCUCACAUAAAUGAUCAAUUUCAACUCAAAACGACAGUUACGUAAGAAUGGUUUUGACAGAAGUUUGUUAUGCUUGUGUCAUGAACGAAGCCCUGAUUUUAUGUAUCCUUCCUCUAUCUUCCUGUGUACAAUUGUUCAAUUGAUAUUUACGAAAUGACAAGAUUCUUUUUAUUUGAUUGUUUUACACAGUUUUUGUUAUGUUCAGAGCAGUCUCCUAAAGCGUGUCUGAUUCAGAUGAAGCACCCCCUUCACUUAAACUCACUAUUUUAUUUGCCACAUUUUUUAUUCCAAGUUUGUUGAAUUUGAACAUUGUAGCGAUGUACAAAAAAAGCUCUUUCUACUGCUGUAAUGUUCAGAUGCUCUUUUACAGUUGUAUUUAUAGAACAAGAAAAAAACUUAAAAGGAAGGAAACUUCCUUGUUCAUGGCUGUGUGUCAUUAGAGCCAAUGUGCCAAACUGCAGUAUGACGUUGAGUAUUGACAUUUAUAUUAUCUCACAGUGACAUACUACGAAUGACUCAAGUGUUUGAUUCCAGAGCAGCGAACAGCUUUAUUCUGUGAACCCAUGACGUAACCCUGCUGGUUUAAAGGGGGUGCUUUCCAUUUAGUUCUUCAGAGUGCAUUUUCAUAUGUCUAUAAACGAAAAAUCUAUAGGCUUAUAAAGGCAACUGUAUAAAUAAACAGAAUACAGUAACUAUGAAUUUAAAGAUUGUUUGAAUCAAAUAAUUAUGAUUUCAAAAGCAUUCUGUUCUGAAUCAUCUGUAUCUCCAUUUAAGAAUUUAGUGCCUUUUUUGGACAGUAGACUGUUCUGUAAGUAUACUAUAGUAUAUAUAUGAACUUUUUGUACAGUUUCUUUGUUUAAAAUGACUUUUUUUAAAACUUGUGUUUAUUUUAGUACUUUAUCUUCUGGAAAAUAAAGGUAUAUUGAUGAUCAA
Megalobrama amblycephala (Wuchang bream) is the source of this 4793-nucleotide messenger RNA. RefSeq names its product homeobox containing 1 b (gene hmbox1b). Gene Ontology annotation, molecular function: double-stranded telomeric DNA binding. Lineage: Eukaryota; Metazoa; Chordata; Actinopteri; Cypriniformes; Xenocyprididae. The record is from RefSeq and is a predicted model, not a curated record. Gene Ontology annotation, biological process: positive regulation of DNA-templated transcription. The transcript has 10 exons. Gene Ontology annotation, cellular component: nucleus. Bases 153 to 1541 code for a protein of 462 amino acids.